UCUCAGUUUUUGUGAAUAAAAUCGCAGUGAGAGAUGGGCUGCGCCGGUUUCACCUGCUCCAAGAAUUCCCUCUGUGUCCUCAACAUCCUCUAUGUGAUGGUGAGUAUACUGAUGAUCGGCAUUGCUGCGUGGGGAAAGUGGUUUGGCCUGGUCUCCAGUUUCCAGGUGGUAGGUGGCAUCAUCGGUGUGGGGGUGUUCCUGUUCCUUGUUGCUUUGGCCGGACUCAUUGGAGCAAUCAAGCACCACCAAGUUCUUCUCUUCUUUUACAUGAUCAUCCUGUUCCUAGUCUUUGUGGUCCAGUUCGCUGUAUCCAGUGCGUGCCUAGCCAUCAACAAAGAGCAGCAGAAUCAGCUGUUGGAGGUGGGCUGGAACAACUCUCAGACUACACAGAAGGAUGUGGAGAAGAGCCUGAACUGCUGUGGAUUCAACCACAUGGAUGUCAAUGGCACCUGUCCUGCUGCCUGUUUUACUCAUCUCACAUGUGAGACCUGUGCAGCGAAGAUCCAGGAGCAUGCAGAGGAGGUGCUGCGUUUCGUCGGAGGAAUUGGUCUUUUUUUUAGCUUUACUGAGAUCCUGGGCGUAUGGCUAACAUACAGAUACAGAAACCAGAAAGAUCCUCGAGCAAAUCCCAGUGCUUUUCUGUAACCCCAGCAUGGCAAACAUGGUGACAUCCGGUUAGCCAUCCUGUCACUCUGCACUCCUUUAAUCACUGGACUUCUCUCCGGAGCUGUGGACACCAAAAAUCGUGUGUGUUUGCUUUUCCUGAGUGGAGAUCAGUGUUCGUUCUCACUGCUGCCAUUCUGGGCUCAUCGUGUGAAGCGUGUAGUUUACUGAUGCGAAAGCAAAUGCUGUAAAUGUAACGAUGCUUUAUUUCUGUUUGAACAUGUUUUGUACUGGAAUCACUGGAUUGUUAGUAGUUAAUAGUUUCAUUAAGGUUAUACAUCGCCCUGAAAAUGUAUUCAGCCUCUAAACCUAAAGAACCAAAUUAAAAGUGUACCUACUAAAGUAUUCACCCCUCUUGUUUAGUAAAGCCAAAGAUUCCUAAUUCAUGCUGUGGAAAUUGAUGGCACAGCUUCCAUCCUUUCCUAGUAACAAACAUCUUUACAUUUUGCUGGUUUAGUUCAGAAGCAACACUAAUUUUCAGCGCCCACCACAGCUGGAUAGGGGUUAUCGGGACUCUGGGUCACUAGAGGAAUCUUUUUUAAGCCUUUUAGUAAAAUUUGUUUGGGUGUUUUCCCAAAAGUUGAAGUGGUACCUCAAUUGUUAAGGUACAAAACCAUUAUGAAUGAAAAUGUUCAAAUCCCACCGCUGAUAAAUGCCACUGUUGGGCCCCUAAGUAAGGUUCCCAACCCUGGAUGGCCUGUAUUGUAUCAGUCACUAUUAUAAGCUGCUUUGAUUAAAAAGCUUCUGCUAAAUUACAUUAAAGUAAAAACAAGCAUGCUUUACUGUGCACUAUACAUUUUAAAUUCAGACCUGAGCUGCCUUCCAGUCCCUGCUGCUGAAAAGCACCUCCAUGGUUUUACCUCCAAUAGUCUCUGCACUGGAAGCUAUGAUUGGCCCGAUUUCACUAUGUGACUAUCAUAAAAAUUGCAUUUUAAUCCUCUCUAAAGAUCUACAGAUUAAAUGUUGAUCAAUAAAAUAAAUCACAUAAACCCACUAAAUAAACUGCUGUCUGUGGUAAAACGACUCUUGGUGCCACUCUGGGUCUCGCUUUUUGGCCACUAGGAAUCGAAGGAUUUACCUGACCAGCUUAGGUGUUACCUUGCUGCUGUUUGUUGUUAGAUAUACACCGUACAUAGGAUUAGAAGUCUCAUCAGACUGCAAGACCCUUCUGCCUGUUCAUUGAAGAAGCAUUUUUUUCAGUGAAGUCUUUUUAUAAAGACUUGUUUGUGUAAAGGCACUCGGGUGGCACACCAGUAAACUAAGCUAGCCCAUUAUUGCUGGCAUCCAAGGUUCGAAUUCUCAGCGGUGCUGUUGGGUGGGAUGGCCGAGGCUCUGUGAUGGGUUGGUGUCUUAUUUACUUCAAUCUAGCAGGUUACUCUGUCAGUGUAGAAAUGUGCCACUGGCUGAUAGAAAGGCCCAGGUGGACGUGUGUCGAAGGGGACGUGGAUGGAUGUCAGGUUUACCCAUGGGCGAUGAAUUGGACAAGUCUAUAUAAAAAUGUUGCGGUGCUGAAUACAUUUUCAAGGCACAGUAAAAACUGUCCAAAAAAUGACCAAAUGUGAAGGAAAAAUAUCUGCUGACUUGAUGGAUGCAAUAAGUGAUUAUGCCUUUAUAUUAAUGCUUAUUUGUAUUAAUAAUCUGCUUGAGAAAAAUUGUAUUGUUUUUGCUGGUAUAUCAAAUAAUGCAAAAAAAGUCUUUAGGUGCAUUUAUUAUCCUAACAACCAAAUAAUUUGAUAUAAAAAAAAAUGUUUAACGAUUCUGCCACUUUGACCUGACAUUUUGUGCACUGUUUAAUCUAUUACGCCUGUAAAUGUGUUUGUGUGUGUUUUUUGGUCUUUUGCAUGAAUUCCUAGCUCCAGUGUGCAUCAUUAUCCUCUGGUUCUGUGAACUAUGCACUCCCACAUUAUAAAUAAAGAUGGAAUC
This is a messenger RNA of Trichomycterus rosablanca, 2586 nucleotides long. It is a transcript of the gene tspan13b, whose product is annotated as tetraspanin 13b. Gene Ontology annotation, cellular component: plasma membrane. The record is from RefSeq and is a predicted model, not a curated record. Bases 34 to 645 code for a protein of 203 amino acids. Lineage: Eukaryota; Metazoa; Chordata; Actinopteri; Siluriformes; Trichomycteridae. The transcript has 6 exons.